UCAAAUUUAACAAUGAAAUUCACUUUGGUUCUAUUGAUUGUCGCUGCUUUUGUUGGUUGCGCUCUAAGUUGGAGUUGCACCGAUGCCUCAUGGGCAGAAUACAAGGCAAAAUUCAACAAGAACUACCCUGAUCCCGCUGAAGACCUUCGCCAUCACAAUAUCUAUUGUGAAAAAUUGGCACAAAUUAAUGAACACAAUGCUAAAUUCCAGAAAGGAGAAUCAACAUUCGAAAUGGGAGUUAAUCAAUUCACCGAUAUGAGUGCAAAGGAAAUGACUGAAUGGAUGGGUUAAAGAAAAAUGAUUUAAGACCAAGGAACUCUUAAUAAAAUCAAUAC
Messenger RNA from Episyrphus balteatus (marmalade hoverfly), 335 nucleotides. Its product is annotated as digestive cysteine proteinase 1-like. The transcript has 2 exons. The record is from RefSeq and is a predicted model, not a curated record. NCBI's taxonomy places the organism in Eukaryota, Metazoa, Arthropoda, Insecta, Diptera, Syrphidae. Bases 13 to 291 code for a protein of 92 amino acids.